UGAGGCGAUCCCAGCCGCGAAAACAGCCACAACGAAGAGGACGAAGACGCCGGCACUGGCGUGCUUCUCAUUGCUUUAUUCAAGAGAACAAGUCACUGUAACAAACGUCGAAGAAUUCAUUGAGACGAUUAUCAAUCAUCGCAAAUCCAAUGGCAUCGUCUCCCUCGAACGAAAAUCGGCCCAAGCUCCCGGGUCGGUGCGACAUUUGCGAUUUAAAAGAUGGGAAACGAGGCAUGAACUUCGUCCAGUGUAGAAUAUGCAAGGUGUGUGUCCAUAGGGAAUGCUAUCUAGUGUUUCCAGAAGGCGAUGGGAAAGAUUUCGUCUGCUUCGGUUGUUCGUAAGUUCAGUACCGCACUAUCUCAUUUUGUGGUCUUCCACAGCGAAUACACCGCGAGGAAUCUUAGGUGGUGGAAUCGCAUUUGGAUUUUCUCUUUUAACACUUGUUUUCUUUCUUCCAUACGUAACUUGUUUUCUCGUCCACACGCAACCCAAACAGAUCUAUUGGCAAGACCUGCCAAGCCGUGGAUACCCAUAGGAGCACUCACUUUUACGAAAUCGAGCAGAAGAAACGGCCCACGGAAUGUGCCUUGUGCAGUGUUUCGGAUGGUACCCAUGCGAUGUACCCCCUGUUCGAUUAUCACGGAGCGGGAGGGCGUCAGAUUUGCUACACCAGCAAAACGAACAACAAGGACGGCAACGUCCGUGGCGAGAAAGUGUUGGCGUGGGGCCAUGCAUUGUGUUGUUUGUACCUCGCCUCUGUAAAUUUCAUGUAUGCCUGCUACAAAGAUGGAGAUUACAUUGGUAUGGAAGAAGACGAAGAGGAGGAUCCGGACAGGCGUCCACCAAAUCCUGAACUGAGGAUAACGAACGAGUUUCGUCGCAUGUACGGUGAUGCCAUGCCUCAUUUUCGGUAUUACAUGACGCCGCCAGACGGGAAGCUGGAUCCUUGGACAAAAGCUGUUAUCACAAAUCAAAAGGAACUGAAAUGCAUUGAAUGUGGUUUGCUAGACCACAGGAACUCAAUGAGAAUUCCGUUGCAGUGUGUUGCAAACGAUCCCGAUGAGUACUUCGAACACAAAGACAAGCACAGACUGAGAAACGAUGAUGUCCGGCCCUGCACACAAGCGCUCCACGUAGGCUGUGCUCGAUGGAAAGACAAAUCGACAACAGUUCGGAAAUGUUUUUAUUUUCCGGGUCUUACGAAUAGCGACGGCACUAUUCGAGAAAAUAUAGAUACAGUACAUUGCCUGUACUGCAAAAAUCAUGCCGAAAAUAUCGACGAAAACUUUCAGAAACAACUCAAAAAGGAAAAGGUAAUGUUGCUCCAGAAGCAAAAGCAGCAGCAUAGAAAUCAAGCAAAAGGAUUUCCAAAGCUUCCUAGUUUGAAUACAAAAAAUGUUCGUAAACGGCCUCCAUCUCCUGAUGCUACACCACUACCAUCAUUUUCGAAGAGAUCUGUCCCAAAUAUGUCGGUUACGAAUUAUCCAACAAGAAAUACGAAGAAUGCUUCACUCACUUCGUUGAAGGGGAACAAAGGUAAGGGAAAACACAAGAACAAAGGUAAAGAGCGACACAAGGAACUCGAUCCCUCUAUAGCUACCCCUGUCAAUGCCGGCGAACAGCCGAAGUUGGGAAAACGACGUCGGGAAGUAGCAAACGCAAUGUCUGUAGGUGUCUCAAAGAGGGAUUUGAAUAAAAUAUUUGAAGAUCUUGUGAACCACGAACAAGAAAUUGUGAAGAAUGCAACCAUGUCUCUUACAGGUAGGAGAAGGUUUUGGAAACACAAAUUUUUGGGUCUCUCGACAAGAGAUUUCGAUGGAAUCUGGCACGAAGCUGUAGAAAAAAUUCGAAACAGGAAUAAAAAUACCGAUCGCAACAAACCGGAUAUGCCUCCUGGCAAGAAUGAUCGUGGUUCCACUUUUGUGGACUCUGUGAACAACACAUUCGACCUGACAACUUACCGUGGUUGUGGUGAUAGCGAAAUCAAUGUCGAGAGACGUAGCGGUUUGGAUCCCCCAGGAGAUGAAAAGGCAGGAACCAUCGAUGAUGGUGCGAAAAAUCAAAGCUCGUGCAAAAAGAAAGAAAAACAUAAAGAAAUUGUUCAAGACCGACCUCCUGAUCGAUGGGCAAACCUUUUCAUUGGGCAGCGAUUCGAAAUGGGAUGUGAAUUCACCUUGGACAAGUUCGAAGAAAAUGGUGUUGAAUGAUUUCAUCUUUGUUAUUUGUUUAUCAUCGAUUAAGUUACAGCAAGGACUACACCUGUGUAUCACAAAAUCUGUAGAAAGUUUUGAGACGGCGAAAACUAAAGAUGUGAAGCAUUUCUACCGUACCCUUUGUAACCUUUCGGAUCCUUCCGGUCACACUUCGUUACUUCUUCAAACGCAUCUUUCACAUCUGUUUCGUAACUUUUGAACCAGCUAAGGUUUGAAAAUACUAGAAUAUAACUUGGAUAAAUGU
Messenger RNA from Pseudo-nitzschia multistriata, 2457 nucleotides. Lineage: Eukaryota; Bacillariophyta; Bacillariophyceae; Bacillariales; Bacillariaceae. The record is from the annotation of a GenBank genome assembly.